AGCAUUAAUAGUUGAUAGCUGUGUAAAGCGUAAAAAGCGCUAAGAUGACUAUAGUUGAAAUGUGCGACCGAUUCAAAACAAACUAUUAAAUAUUUCGUUGAUUAUGGUACUUUAUUGUUUAUUUAGUUGUAUAUCCAAGGUUUUGUACAGCUGUUUUGUAGAAUGAAGGACAACCUUUGAUGAUGAACAUAUAAAAUACGGUUAUUUAAAUAGUAAAAUAUAUUUUUCAAACAAGUGAGAACAAAACUGACAAAGAUGACUAAUCUGGGCCGAAUUGUGAUGAUUAAUAUUAGCAAUAUAUCCAAAUAUAAGGGUUAGUCUUGCAUAUAUAAUUGGUAGGCAACUUUAUUCUUAUCAGUACAGGCAGCCACUUAGACUAAUGAUUUUCUAUUUUUUGAUGGAACGGAAGCAUUUCAGACGCGUACGAAACCCCUGUACAAUAAACUAACAAUUUUCGAGAUAUGUACUAUAAAUAUAUAUGUACAAAACAAAACUUGAUUCUGGCGAAACGAAAUGACCUAUGAAGUGUUGCAAGUUUGGUACUAGUGGCAAACCUAAUAUAUAUUUGACAGUCUUUGCAAUAUGUAUAUAAUAUUAUCGACUCUGAGAUUUAAAUGAAAAACUGCGGAACUCUUGGACUCUACUGACGGAACCCUGUGUUGCCGCCAAACUUAUGAUGAAGACCACUUGGACUUGGACAUGCGAAUGUUUUCAUCUCUACAUGAUAUUUCAAUUUAUCGCAGGAUUGAGAAUCGAUUACUGGUACACUGUAUGUUGUUUUACAGAGAAAUAAGACUAUAGAUUAGUUCCAACCUCAAAUCAUCAAAACCAAUUGAAAAUGCGAUUCAACGGAAAUUUGUCAAUCAUAGCACAUGGAGAAAUUGAACAUGGCUACUCUGGAAACGACUACGUUAAAACUUAUGGAAAUGUACGAAAUGAUGUUGAUACAGCAUGGAGAAUGAGAAGCGUCGAUUUAAUUAUUGCUACAUUCAUGGCGUUGGUGGGUUUGGUGUCAGUUUUUGGCAAUAUUCUUCUCAUCUGCACAUUUUACAGUUGCCAAAGUCUGAAGAAGAAAUCCGCCAACGUCCUCACGAUACAUCUUGCUGUCAAUAAUACCUUGGUAGGGAUUGUUGCAUUGAAAAUCGGGACAUUAUUGUUUUUGCAGGAUACUGGCCAAAAAGUCAUUACCUCGUUUGGUGAAGUUUUAAGUUGUCAAGUUGAAGGAGCCGUGCUAUCAUUUGUACACAUAAAUGUUAUGCUGACAAUUGCUGCAAUGUUUGGAGAUCGUUAUGUCGCAAUCUGUUUUUUUGGGAAGAAAUCGUCGUGGUUGAGCAUCUGUCAUCAUGAACCGUACAAAACUAUUUUGCUAAUUUGGAUAUACAGCGUAUUCUGGGCCUUUUGGCCACUAACACCAAUUGUGCCAGACUACAUAUUAGAGACUUCAUUACCAUGCUGUAUGUUCGAUCGACAAACAGCCUCUUUCUACAACAUCUUCUAUCUGGUGGGAAUGUCUAUCUCAGUUUUAACAUGA
Styela clava is the source of this 1531-nucleotide messenger RNA. The record is from RefSeq and is a predicted model, not a curated record. Lineage: Eukaryota; Metazoa; Chordata; Ascidiacea; Stolidobranchia; Styelidae.